GGCUGUGCGGAAGUUCUUUCAUCCGUGCUGCAGGAGGGGUUCGCCUCUGCGAUUAUUUCUCGCCACAACUUUACUGGGAUAAAACAAGAAAAAGCGCCAACUCUCUGACAAUACACAGCCCAAUUGGAGUUGGUGGUCUUCUAGAUAGGCGUUCUUUCCUGUCGGAAUCGUGUAAGGUAAGCAGACACUACACGAUGACAAGGCCAAGCCACAGCGAGCAUGUCCUGCAGCAGCUUAACAACCAGCGGGAGUGGGGUUUUCUGUGUGACUGCUGCAUUGCCAUUGGGGACAUCUACUUCAGGGCCCACAAGGCCGUACUGGCAGCCUGCAGCUCCUACUUCAGAAUGAUGUUUAUCAAGGACCAGCAGGCCAUGGCACGCCUCAACCUCAGCAAUAUGCAGAUCAGUGCAGAGUGCUUUGAUCUUAUCCUGCAGCUCAUGUACCUGGGCCGAAUCAUGGUGGGCCCCUAUGAGUUUGACGAGCUCAAAGCUGCCAUGGCCUACCUGCAGAUGUAUUAUAUCCCCGACUCCCUGGAGGACCUCAAAGAUCUUCGGAGUUCCAAUCUCACACCGUCGUCUUCGUCCUCUUCCUCGUCUUCCUCCUCCUCAUCAUCAUCCUCCUCAGCUGCGGGGUUGCUCGGGGGGAAAAUGAUGUUUGGGGUGCGUAUGUACGAGCAGCAGCAGCAGCGGCAGGCGGCGGCAGGGGCGGAGGGGGAGCGCGUGCAGCAGGCCACCAGCUCCACCCCCGCCCUGCAGAGCAUCAGCAGCACCGUCGGGGGCGGGGGCAAGCCCGUGGAGGAGGUGGUGCUGCCCUUGGCCCUGCCCCACGUCCUGGCCCACGUGGCCGACAGCAUGGCGGAACAGCCCUGCGACCUGCGGAAGAAGCCGUCUGGGCGGAGCUCCAACAUGAAGGAGCGGCCCCGCUUCGGCCGCACGUACACCUGCGACGACUGCGGCUUUGUCUUCAGCUGCGAGAAGCUGCUCAUCGAGCACAUCCUUACCUGCACCAACCGCAAGGCCUUCCAUGCCCCCCGGGCCAGCGCUGGGGGCGACAAUGACUCAAGCAAAGCGGAGAGCUCUGCCUCUGAAGGCUCUGAUGACCAUGGCGACAUCUGCAAGGUGGAAAGCGACUGGCCUGACCACAAGUCGGACACGGAGACCUUCAACAAGGAGACUGUGAUCAAGUCAGUGGGAGCGUCACUGGAUAGUAAGUCAAAGUCAACUAGGAACACCAUAAUCAUCAAAGUGGAGCCAGAGGAAAGCUCAGAGCUGGAGAUGGAUGGGAUAAAAGUGGUCCAGGUAGGAGAGAGCAGCUCAGAGGCCUGUAGCACCAUUAACGCCCAAUUUGAUGAUUCUGUAAAGCACCAUAGCAUCUUCGACAAAGAUGAAGAGGUGGGUAUAUCCGGCAUGGAGGACAGCAACGAUCCUUUCGAGGCACACAUGUCCACUAGCGAGGAAAAAGGAGCCGGGAAAAGGGUGCGGCGGAUCAAGGAGGAGAAGCAGAGCGGCGUGUACUUGCCAUGCGAGCUCUGUGGCACACUGCUGACGGAGGACGACCAGUCCGCCCACUACAUCUCCAGCCACAUGAGCAACAUAUGCGCCUGCGGGAAGUGUGGCCAGAUCCUGAUCAAAGGGAGGCAGCUGCAGGAGCACGCCGAGCGCUGCGGGGAGCCCCAGGACGUCGAGACGGACUCGCUGGGGGACGACUCCCUCUCCGAGGACAAGCAGACCAUGGAGGAGGCCCUGCUGGAGGGUGACAUGGGCUUCGAGGGCGACCUGGGCGGCAACUGCCACGUGUACCGGGACGCUUGCCUGGCCUUCCGCUGCCCGCACUGCGGCCUGCACUUCGAGAGCGAGAAGCUGGUGGUGGAGCACAUGAUGAAGUGCCCCGAGCAGGAGCUGUUCCGCUCAGCGCUGCUGGAGGAGAGCGAGCGCGACCACCGGCGGAAGCACUUCUGCAGCAUCUGCGGGAAGGGCUUCUACCAGCGCUGCCACCUGCGGGAGCACUACACCGUGCACACCAAGGAGAAGCAGUUCACCUGCCAGACCUGCGGCAAGCAGUUCCUGCGGGAGCGGCAGCUGCGGCUGCACAAUGACAUGCACAAGGGCAUGGCGCGCUACGUCUGCCCCGUCUGCGACCAGGGCACCUUCCUCAAGCACGACCACGUGCGCCACAUGAUCUCCCACCUGUCGGCCGGCGAGACCAUCUGCCAGGUGUGCUUCCAGAUCUUCCCCAGCAACGAGCACCUGGAGCAGCACAUGGAUGUGCACCUGUACAUCUGCGGCGUGUGCGGGGAGAAGUUCCGCCUCAGGAAGGACAUGAGGAGCCACUACAACUCCAAGCACACCAAAAAGUUAUAAAGGGAGAGGACGCUCUUUUUACUAACGCGCGUGGUUGUUUUGUAUGUAGGUGUGUGCGUGCGCGUGUGCGUGUGUAUGUGUGUGUCUCUGGUACAGAAGCCAUAAAUGUGACAACAGUAGUAUUCACCUGAACACCAAAAAGCAAACUCUAUAACAUGCACUUCAAAAUUUGUAUGCAUCGUUUAAGUAUGCUGUAUGAAUUUUGCAUAAAGGGAGCUAGCAACACAGGCUGUAAUAUACAUGUUUGUGUUUUUGUUUUCCCUCUGUUAUUAAUAUACAUUUCAUAUGGUGCAGGAAUAAUUUGGGAUGUCCCAUUCUGUUACAUACAGGGCACAGCAGGUAUAUUCCUAGGCUUAGUUCUUUCAUGGAUAGAGGGCUUAUAUUGUAGUUACCAGUAUAGACCAGGCUGAUCUUCCCCUGUUGGCAGUUGCAGAUGUUUAGUGGGUUGUAUUUUAUUUAUUUAUUUAUUUUUCUGGUUUGCAAGAAUUGUAUUUUGUUGCCAAAAUGGGAUAGAAUUUUCUGUUUCAGUUUGUUCUCUCAAUCACAGUGAAACAGAAGCCAUGCGAUUGUGGUUACCAGACUUUUCACUGCAUCAGAAAUGCACAUUAACGGAGUGAUGGUUCAGAGGUGCACCGUCCAGGAGUGCCCAAAAAAUUUACGUUAACGGGUAAAAUUUUGAAUGCGAGUCUCAAUCAAUUUAGUCCUCUACAAUUAGUUUUAUUUUCAGAGUGUAUAGUUUUUAUUUGAAAGUUUUUUUUUUUUCUUUCACCAACAUGUUAAACAUAGAUUUUGUUAAUUCUUGCCUUUAUGAUAUCAGUUGGACCUGACGUGACAUGUGGUCACAUGGUUUGCUGAUGCAAAUAUGCAAAUGGUCACCACCCCCUUUUCAAGGUUUGAUGCUCCUGGAUGGGCAGUGUAGAGCUGGAACUCGGUAAGUGUGGAAAACAAACGAUAUAAUCAUCCUUUAUGUGAAAGAAAGAAGGUUUUGUCAGGCCUGUACACAUAGUUCAGCUAGAAAACUAAGAAAACUAUGAUAAUCUUAUGAAAGGUACAGAGACAUUUUAAAUGAACAAUCAGGUGAAACAAGUGCAGCUACAGCUCUGGUUGAGAAAGAAAAACACUAGAAUCCCUGUGUUUGGUUUCAAGUCUAUAGGGAGCCAAUGUAGCCGGAUGCACGUUCUCUUUGUAUUUUAGCAAUCAUUCAUUCUCUUCACUUCUUCAAAUGAUUGUAUAACGGCAAAUGUCUUUGUUCUUUUGCAAAACACUUCUCUUGUUUUCUUUUGAUUAUGUUCUGAGCCCUGAUUGUUUUCCAGCAUGCUUUCUGUGUUUUGCUACCACUCUGCAGGCUCUGGUGCUGAUUAAGGCAAGGAAAACUCCUGAAGCAUCCGCAAAAUGCCUGAAAAUUUCAACUUGCCGAUUUGUUCCGUGAUAUGCAUCAGCUCUUUGCAGCAUGUAAUGAAUUAACAGUACUUAAAGGAGAUCCUUAAAGCUGUAUUUGAGUCGUCAUGUAUUGUACCAGACCAUUGACUAUGCUUUGACAUGAUUGGCUGUUUGGUGUUAGUCUAUGCAACAAUAAUAUGAAGUACUGAACCCCAGUAUAGGCCUUAUAGCAUUCUAGCUUUUUACUAGAAUUCUUAAAAUACUGUAGUAUCCCCUGCCCUGCACCCACCUGCCCAACAGAAAAAAAGAUGUAGGGGAUAAUUUGAAUGCAUAUAACCAUGAAAGCUUUGAAAUGGAUAACCCUUUAAAUUUUUAAAGAACUGUACAAAACUGACCCAGGAUGGUUGAGUUGAACUCAUUUGAACUCAUACUGUGUUAUGUCAUGUGUCACAGGUAGAAAUUAUUUGGGCCUGAGCUCAGUCAUUAUUAUGAAGAUAGCAUCGAGGGAUAUUUAAUUUGAGAAAUAAUAUAACAAGCUUUA
This is a messenger RNA of Megalops cyprinoides (Indo-Pacific tarpon), 4281 nucleotides long. RefSeq names its product zinc finger and BTB domain-containing protein 1-like. Gene Ontology annotation, biological process: negative regulation of transcription by RNA polymerase II; regulation of cytokine production; regulation of immune system process. Gene Ontology annotation, molecular function: protein binding. The record is from RefSeq and is a predicted model, not a curated record. Lineage: Eukaryota; Metazoa; Chordata; Actinopteri; Elopiformes; Megalopidae. The coding region runs from base 195 to 2360 and encodes 721 amino acids. The transcript is spliced from 2 exons.